This is a messenger RNA of Mesoplodon densirostris (Blainville's beaked whale), 2335 nucleotides long. It is a transcript of the gene DNAAF3, whose product is annotated as dynein axonemal assembly factor 3. The coding region runs from base 78 to 1733 and encodes 551 amino acids. Lineage: Eukaryota; Metazoa; Chordata; Mammalia; Artiodactyla; Ziphiidae. Gene Ontology annotation, biological process: axonemal dynein complex assembly; motile cilium assembly. The record is from RefSeq and is a predicted model, not a curated record. The transcript has 12 exons.
AGGGGCCUUCGGAUCCCAGCGCCGCACCGAGAGGAGAGGGAGGGGACGUCUCGGGUUAUUUGGAAGGAUAAAGGGCGAUGACCACACCAGCGGGCUCGGGCACUGGCUUCGGCUCUGUGUCCUGGUGGGGCCUGUCCCCGGCGGUUGACCUGCAAGCUGAGAGUCCUCCUGUGGACCCAGACUCACAGGCCGUUACAGAGCACGGGACCCCCGAGCUAAAUGUGCUGCUGUUGGGCUCCGUGGAUGGGCGACACCUGCUACGUACCCUGGCCCGGGCGGCUCUCUGGCCUCGAAGGAGGUUCCGUUUUUAUGUGCUGGAGAAUAAUAUGGAAGCUGUAGCCCGACACAUGCUGAUUUUCAGCCUAGCCCUGGAGGAUCCUGAGAAGAUGGGGUUGCAAGAGAGGAGCGAGACCUUCCUGGAGGUGUGGGGGAACGCGCUGCUGCGCCCCCCUGUGGCCGCCUUCGUGCGCGCCCAGGCCGGCCGCCUGGCUCGCCUCGUCCCGGAGCCCGAUCGCCUGGCGGAGCAGCUGCCCUGGCUCAGCCUGGGCGCCCUGAAGUUCCGCGAGCGCGACGCCCUGGAGGCCGUGUUCCGUUUCUGGGCCGGAGGGGAGAAGGGGCCCGAGGCUUUCCCCAUGAGCCGCCUGUGGGACUCGAGGCUGCGCCACUACCUGGGCUCCCGGUACGACGCCCGGCGCGGUGUCAGCGACUGGGACCUGCACAUGAAGCUGCACGAUCGCGGGGCCCGAGUCAUCCACACCAGUGAGUUCCGGCGCUGGAGGGACACAGGAGUCGCCUUUGAACUCAGAGACUCCAGCGCUUAUCACGUGCCCAACCGGACCCUGGCGUCCGGUCGCCUCCUGAGCCACCGCGGGGAGCGCGUAGCAGCGCGCGGGUACUGGGGGGACAUCGUCACGGGGCCCUUCGUGGCCUUCGGCAUCGAAGCGGACGACGAGACCCUCCUGAGGACCAGCAACGGGCAACCUAUCAAGACCGCGGGCGAGAUCACGCAGCACAACGUGACGGAGCUGUUUCGAGAGAUGGCCGCCUGGGGGCGCACGAGAGCCGCCCAGGGAGACCCCGCGCAGGUGCAAGGCGACGCGGAUGGAAGCCCGGAGCCUGUCUUCCCUUCCCCAGCAGCCCCUGUCCCGGAAUCCUUCACUGUCCACUUCCUGUCCCUCGGUUCUGCCCAGACCCUUCACCACAAGAGCUGCUACAAGGGACGGUUCCAGCUUCUCUACGUGGCCUGUGGGAUGGUCCACCUUCUCAGCCCUGAGCUCGGUGCCUGCGUGGCCCCCGGAGGACGCCUCAUUGUCGAAUUAGCCCAGUUCCUAGUGGACCUGCGUCAGGAGCAGCUGCAGGGGUUCUCCACCCGGGUCGCGGAGUUAGCACAGGCGGCUGGAUUCGCCCCACAGCCGGGGGCCAGGCGCUCGCAGACCUUCGAGCGCUUCUACAAGGCCGGAGACUCUGCUCCCAGCCACAAGGACCCAGCUGUGGGAUCUGGGACUCCGCCACCGGGAGUCCUGGCCCCGCCCCUUGAGGCAACCAACCCUCCCCCCGAAGACCUGAGCCAGCCCCUUGAAGGCGGGAUCCCACCCUCUGAACCCCUCAAACGGCCCUCAGAGUCUCAGGCUUCACUGUUGGAGGCUUUGGUUCCACCCACAGGGAGUCAGACCCCCACACCAGAGAGUCUGACUGUACCUCCAGAGACCAACUCCCCAAUCCCUAACUUCUAAAGUCGGGUCUUAGGAUCAGAACGCGCCUCUAGAAUACUCAAUUAUACUCCCAGCAUUCUCACUCAGCGCCAGAGGUGUCGCUAGAAUUUCAGAUUCCAUUCCUGGGAUUCUAUAUUUUAUUCCUAGAAUUCUAGAUUGUUCUCUUGAGUUCUACAUUCCGCUCCCAAGACUCUAAAACCAGCCUGGAGAUCCGGCCCUGGGGCUCAGGCCCUCUGCGUGGUCCCCUCAUCCCCAGGCAUCCCACUCCUAACUAGGGGCUGGGGGUGUCUCCUCUCACAGGCUGGUCAACACUAGGGUGGUCAAAGUAAAGAGAGCCAGAUCUUCUUCCCCGUGUGUCCGUGUGUCUUUCCUGCCUGUCUGUCUCCAGGGCUGGGAGAGGGGAGGGGCAGGAGUGUUCAGGAGAGGAGACUCGAGACCAGAUUUCUGGGUUCCCAAGAGGGCCAGGGGUGAAUUUCUCCGUGCUGCCUGCUGAGAGCCUGGGCACCCCACACCUGGAUUCUCAAAUAAAUCAGCAAAAUUUAUGGAAUGGCUAACAGGUUUGGGGCACUGAAACUGGCCAUAACAGGGUAAAAAAGAGUUCCGGCCCUCAAGGAGAAUUACAA